Molecule: messenger RNA, 297 nt
Organism: Mesocestoides corti
Lineage: Eukaryota; Metazoa; Platyhelminthes; Cestoda; Cyclophyllidea; Mesocestoididae
Source: the annotation of a GenBank genome assembly
AUGCCGCUGGAUUGUCGACACCUCCUCCCCUUCAUAAAUCAAAAUAAGCGACACUCACAUAAGCGUCUGCUUCCCCCUCCCACCCCCUCCCCUCCUCGUCCCUCUCGAACAGCCCCCAAAUCGCGCACAGAUAGGGCGCUUUGGUGCGCGUAUUCCACGAAAUGCUUCCGAAAGCCACAGAAACACAAGCUCAUCAGGGAAUCCGAAGUGGCAGAAUUCAAAUCAAACCACACUGCAAAUUCGUCAGCUGUGUUGGAGGUGUUGGCAGAGAAGGUGAAUUUCGAGAUGUUUGCCUGA